Molecule: messenger RNA, 3666 nt
Organism: Podospora pseudocomata
Lineage: Eukaryota; Fungi; Ascomycota; Sordariomycetes; Sordariales; Podosporaceae
Gene: ADP1
Product: FAD-dependent urate hydroxylase
Exons: 4
Coding region: 430-3666 (1078 amino acids)
Biological process (GO): transmembrane transport
Cellular component (GO): membrane
Molecular function (GO): ATP binding; ABC-type transporter activity; ATP hydrolysis activity
Source: RefSeq, a predicted model, not a curated record
CGCCUGGGGAGCGUUGGACGGCUGAAGGCCGAUUGCGCCAGACAGACACACAGGAGAGUUCCCUCUUUCAACACUGCCAUGUUCAACAUGAGGCUUUAUUGACUGAUGAACACCAGUGCCUUUUUUGGACAUUGAUGACAGGUACCUGCUGGGACGACCUGUGAAAGAGCAUUAGCUUCCCACCAGUCUGGAAGCUCUGCAUUGGCGUUGAUCUAAGCUCUGCCAGGGUAGGUGGUUGAGUCUUCGUGGGGUUGGUCUGACGCCCUUGUCGCCUGCCGGCUCAGCAUCCGCCGAUCUCAACAGCUUCCAUCUCAACACGCACCACAGCUUCGCAAGCUUCUUCCAUCGCAUUGUUGCAACAGUCCCAGUUCGCAUCAAAUCUCUGAGUUUCUACUUCAUCACGGCCCGAGCUGGCCUACCUCCGCCAUCAUGGCAUCCAAAAUACCACGGGCGCUAGCCUUGCUGCUAUCGCUGUCAUGCGCUGUCUCGGCCGCCAGCAACUACUCGUCCAUCGACAUGCUGCGAGUCCAGGCAGCACUGAUGGAGGGACGUCCAAAAGACUGUCCACCAUGCUUCAACUGCAACCUCCCAGCCCAUUCGUGCGGUCAGUUCGCUCCUUGUAGCGAAUACAGCGGCAAAUGCAAUUGCCCUGAUGGCUUUGGCGGUGACAAUUGUCUUGAACCAUUAUGCGGCUCUCUCUCCAGAGGACCUGAUCGACCGAAACGGGAGGGCAAGUCCUGCCAGUGUGAUGAUGGAUGGACCGGCAUCAACUGCAAUGUGUGCACCAACGAUAGAGCCUGCGACGCCAUGACCGAGACUGGUGAUGGUGGUGUUUGUUAUACCGGCGGUGAGAUUGUGAAGGAGAACUUCCAGAUGUGUGAUGUUACCAAUAAGGCUAUUCGUAGCCUGUUGGGCGCCCAGAUCCCCCAGGUCACCUUCAACUGCAAAAAGGAGACGAAGCUGUGUGAUUUCCAAUUUUGGGUUGAUCAGAAGGAGUCUUUUAUGUGCCAUCUCGAAGAAUGCGAUUCGACCGCCGACUAUGACCUCUCGGGAACGAAGAACUCGACUUCCUACAAGUGCGAAAAGAUCAAGUGCGAGUGUAUCCCCGACCGUAUGCUCUGUGGCGAGAAUGGCUCUGUGGACAUCAGCGAUUUCCUGGUCAACUUGAUCAAGGGCCCUGCCAAGUUCGAGUGUGUGCAACGACCGGGCGAGGACAAGAAGUGCUCUUUCCAAGAGCCCGAGAUGAACAACCUGAUCAGCGAUAUUUUUGGUGACUCGAGCAUUCUUCUCAGCUGCGGCGCCGGCGAAUGUCUCUACCACACAGAAGUCCCCGGUUAUGCCCCCCAGGUCCCCAAGAUCAACACGCCAUUGAUUGCUGGAGUCAUUGCAGGAUGCGCACUCUUCUUGGUGGGUGUCAUUCUCCUGACAUGGUACUUGUCCAGAAGGCAGUUCAAGUAUGGGCCUAUCCAUCUGGACGAUUCAGAUGACGAAGCCAUCAAGCUCAUGGCAGACCACAAGCCGGCCUCCCUUUACUUCCAGAACGUGUUCUACAACCUGAACGGAAAGCAUAUUCUUUCGGGCAUCCAGGGCAUGGCUCAUCCCGGAGAGAUCACGGCGAUCAUGGGAGCUUCGGGUGCUGGAAAGACCACCUUUUUGGACAUCUUGGCCCGCAAGAACAAGCGUGGCCAGGUUUCUGGUGACUUUUAUGUCAAUGGUGAAAAGGUCAGCGAUGUGGACUACAAGAACGCUGUGGGAUUUGUUGAUCAGGAAGAUACCAUGUUGCCCACUCUCACGGUUCACGAGACCAUCAUGACCAGCGCACUUCUUCGCCUGCCAAGGGACAUGGGAAGGGCCGCAAAGGAACAGAGAGUCGUCGAGGUCGAAAAGCAGUUGGGUAUUCACCACAUUCGAGACUCGUUGAUCGGUUCCGAGGAGGGCAAGGGUCGGGGUAUUUCGGGCGGAGAGAAGCGCCGUGUCAGCAUUGCCUGCGAGUUGGUCACCAGCCCGUCCAUCCUCUUCCUCGAUGAGCCUACCAGUGGUCUUGACGCUUACAACGCCUACAACGUCAUCGAAUGUUUGGUCACAUUGGCAAAGACGUACAAGCGGACAGUCAUCUUCACGAUCCACCAGCCUAGAUCCAACAUCGUUGCCCUGUUUGACCGCCUCAUUCUGCUCGCUCAAGGCAAGACCGUCUACUCUGGACCCCUGCACCUGUGCCAGGAGUACUUCGAUCAGAUCGGUUACAGCUGCCCUCCCGGUUUCAACAUCGCCGACUAUUUGGUCGACCUGACGAUGCAUGCUUCCUCCACCACUUCCUACGACGACGGUGCCCUGUCUACUGAUGGUGGUAGCAUCGGCCCCAGCAGCACCCGGGCUGUCAAAUCGGUCGCUAGUAUCUCUGGUAACAGUGUUGGUGACGAGAGUACAGUUACGGCUGGCUCAUCACGUCCCAGAGGCCCGCGUCGGGAUUCCGUGAGGUUGAGGCAGGAGCGGGAGCUCUACACUCGGCGCAAGCAAGCAGCUGAUACUGCUGCUUUUUCGGACGCCGGGGACGAGAUUGGAGCGUACAAGGUUCAACGCCAGGCACCCGGCCAACAACCAACCCCAAUCGCGGAAGAUCCUGAUGAUUUACCUCCUCCCGCCACCACUGGAACCGAUCUGGACAUUCUCGUUCACUCUUAUAUCCAGUCAGAUAUCGCUGGCAAUACGCAUGACCAAAUCGAGCAGGCUGUUGCGGCAGCGACUGCCAGAAACGGCCAAAACGCCAAUGGGUAUGUGGCAGAUGGACCCAACAUCAACCUUGGUGCGAUGGGCAGAGGAUAUACUCGCAUCGGAUAUUGGCGACAGUUUGUUCUUUUGUCCCAGCGUACCUGGAGAAACCUCUACCGGAACCCCAUGUUGAUGUUGACCCACUACGCCAUCGCCAUCCUCCUCGCCGUUUUCGCUGGCUAUCUGUUCUACGGCCUGACGAUGGAUAUUGCUGGCUUCCAAAACAGACUCGGUCUUUUCUUCUUCGUCCUCGCCCUGUUCGGCUUCAGCACCCUGACCAGCUUGUCCGUGUUCUCCCAGGAGCGGCUUCUCUUUGUCCGUGAGAGAGCAAAUGGAUACUAUUCACCCAUCACCUACUUUGCGGCCAAGGUUCUUUUCGACAUCAUCCCUCUCAGAAUUAUCCCACCAAUUCUGCUAGGUGCGAUUGUCUACCCAAUGACUGGCCUCGUUGCCGAGCCAGCCAAGUUUUUGGUGUUCAUGCUGGUCCUGGUGCUUUUCAACUUUGCUGCAGCAGGCAUUUGUCUGUUCAUCGGCAUUGUCUGCAAGGACCAUGGCGUUGCGAACCUGAUUGGCAGCUUGGUCAUGUUAUUCAGCUUGCUUUUUGCCGGUCUGCUGCUGAAUCACAACGCAAUUCCACCAGCAGCUCUCUGGCUCCAGUGGCUGUCAAUCUUCCACUAUGGCUUCGAGGCGCUGAUCGUGAACGAGGUCGCUGGGCUCACUCUUAUCGACCACAAGAUUGGUAUCGAUAUUACCGUGCCUGGUGCCGCCAUUCUCAGCUCGUUCGGUUUCGAUAACCUGGCCAUGUGGAUGGACAUCAUCAAUCUUGGUGUAUUUGGUGUUGUGUUCAUCAUUCUGGCUUACGCCGCUAUGCAUCUUCUUUUGGUCGAGAGGAGAUAG